This is a messenger RNA of Habropoda laboriosa, 1458 nucleotides long. RefSeq names its product b(0,+)-type amino acid transporter 1-like. NCBI's taxonomy places the organism in Eukaryota, Metazoa, Arthropoda, Insecta, Hymenoptera, Apidae. Gene Ontology annotation, biological process: amino acid transmembrane transport. The record is from RefSeq and is a predicted model, not a curated record. Gene Ontology annotation, molecular function: L-amino acid transmembrane transporter activity. Gene Ontology annotation, cellular component: membrane. Bases 1 to 1458 code for a protein of 485 amino acids. The transcript has 3 exons.
AUGGGACAAGACGAGGAAAAAGGAAAUGAAAAAAUUGGGCUGAAACGAGAGCUAGGUCUUUUCAGCGCAGUCAGUAUCAUCGUGGCUGUUAUGAUCGGUUCUGGAAUUUUCGUGUCGCCCACCAGCGCCCUCGAGAGAUCAGGAUCGGUUGGCUUUUGUCUAGUCGUCUGGAUUACGUGCGGCUUCCUAUCUCUGUUAGGUGCUCUCGCUUUCGCCGAAUUAAGCACAGUGGUGCCACGAUCCGGUGCCGAAUAUGCCUACUUCAUUGAAGCUUUCUCGCCUUUGCACAAUUACGCUGGACAAAUACCAGCUUUUAUCUGUUCCUGGGUUUACGUGGUAUUAUUACGACCAGCGGAAGUAGCGGUCGUUAUGUUGACAUUCGCUGAAUACAGCGUGCAACCAUUCUCUGGAUAUCUGACCAACCUUCCCGAGGAAUCGAUGUUCAAGCUGAAAAAGUUCAUAGCUAUUUUAGCUCUUGGCCUGAUCACGUACAUCAAUCUGACAAGCGUUAAGCUAUACGUGAAAGUUCAGAAUAUAUUCACCGUAUGCAAAGUAAUCGCGUGUGUGUUCGUAAUCGGAGGUGGGAUUUGGUGGUUGUCUACUGGACACACGGAAUUAUUGGAAAAUCCAUUUCACGGUAGCACCAUUUCACUUGGUAACGUUGCAUUGGCCUUUUACAGUGGAUUAUGGGCUUACGACGGUUGGACUUCAGCUGCAAUUGUCACGGAAGAGAUUCAAAAACCAGAAGUCAAUAUACUUAGAAGUAUACUAAUCGCUGUACCCCUGAUCACUGUUUUGUACGUUUCGAUGAACCUGAUGUACAUGGCGGCUCUAACAAUGCCGGAAAUGGUCAGCGCGCCAGCUGUAGCGGUCCUCUGGGCGAAAAAAGUAUUGCCUCCUUGGUUAGGUUUCGCGAUACCACUCGGUGUUGCCUUGUCUACCUUUGGAUGCAGCCUUAGUAUUCAAUUUGGAGUAUCCAGACUCUGCUACGUGGCUGGAACCGAAGGCCACGUACCCAGUGUUUUUAGCUUUGUACAUAUUGAGAAGAUGACACCUGCAGCAGCAGUAGCACUUCAAGGGUUGCUAGCAUUGGUCUGUCUACUAUUAGGAAAUAUUAUAGCACUGAUUGAAUUCGCUAGUUUUCUGACUUGGGUCUUUUACGGACUUGCGAUGAUAUCGUUGAUAAUUAUGCGACGGACGAAACCAGAUGCACCUAGACCGUACGCUGUACCGAUCGUAAUACCUUGGCUAGUAUUAAUAGUUUCAAUUUUCUUGGCUGUAACACCGAUCAUACAUGAACCGUCGUUCAAAUACCUGUUUGCGCUCUUAUUUAUUCUUUGCGGUAUCGGUAUCUACCAUGCGUACGUGUAUAAGAAAGCCAGGAGUACUUUGGCGAGUGAACUCACGUACCUGAUCCAAGCAUUAUGUCUAGUUGUUUCUCCGGAUAAAGAAGACUGA